Messenger RNA from Loxodonta africana (African savanna elephant), 933 nucleotides. RefSeq names its product olfactory receptor 5M3-like. Gene Ontology annotation, cellular component: membrane. Lineage: Eukaryota; Metazoa; Chordata; Mammalia; Proboscidea; Elephantidae. Gene Ontology annotation, molecular function: G protein-coupled receptor activity; odorant binding; olfactory receptor activity. The transcript has a single exon. The record is from RefSeq and is a predicted model, not a curated record. Gene Ontology annotation, biological process: sensory perception of smell; G protein-coupled receptor signaling pathway. Bases 1 to 933 code for a protein of 310 amino acids.
AUGCUCAAUUUUACUGAUGUGACAGAAUUUAUUCUUUUGGGAUUAACCAGUCAUCCUGAAUUGCAACUCCUUUUCUUUGUGAUUUUCUUAAUGGUCUACAUUAUCACCCUGGUUGGGAACAUUGCCAUGGUCAUAUUAAUCAGGAUCAGUCCCCAGCUCAGCAGCCCCAUGUACUUUUUCCUCAGUCACUUGUCUUUUGCUGAUGUGUGGUUCUCCUCUAACAUCACCCCUAAAAUGUUGGAAAACUUGAUAUCGCAGACCAAAACCAUUUCCUACUCCGGUUGUAUAGUGCAAUGUUUCUUCUUCAUUGCCUUUGUCCACGUAGAAGUCUUCAUCCUUGCUGUGAUGGCCUUUGAUAGAUACAUGGCGAUUGGCAACCCUCUAUUAUACGGCAGCAGAAUGUCAAGGACUGUCUGUAUCCGACUGAUCUCGUUUCCUUAUAUAUAUGGCUUCUUUAUCAGUCUGAUCUCAACACUCUGGACUCAUGGUUUAUACUUCUGUGGGAACAUUGAGAUCAACCACUUCUACUGUGCAGACCCAGCUCUCAUCAAAAUGGCCUGUGCUGGGACCUUCAUUAAAGAAUACACCAUGCGCACUUUAGCGGGUCUCAACUUCUCUUAUUCCUUAUUGAUUAUUAUUGUCUCCUAUGUGUUUAUCCUGAUUGCCAUCUUAAAAAUGCAUUCAGCAGAAGGAAGAAAGAAAGCCUUCUCCACAUGUGGGUCCCACCUGACAGCUGUAACCAUAUUUUAUGGAACUCUCUUCUUCAUGUAUCUUAGAAGCCCAACUGAGGAGUCUGUGGAGCAGGGAAAAAUGGUGGCUGUGUUUUAUACCACAGUGAUUCCUAUGUUGAACCCCAUGAUCUACAGUCUCAGGAACAAGGAUGUGAAGGAGGCUAUGAGCAAAGCAAUCAGUAGAACAUUUUUAAGUAAAUAA